ACCAGCGGGACGGGCGAGACAUUUCAUCGACGUUGACUUUUUGACCGCUUCAAAGUUACGUUUGGGACAGUUUACGGCGUAUGCCAAACGUCCGCCGCCGGUCCCCGGAGCCAGAGUGUCGGGCACUCGAGGCCACCCACUGCCCCUACCAUGAAGCCGCGGCUGAGAAGCUCGGCUGAAAGCUAGCUCGAGUUCGCUCUGCACUGCUCCGACUCUUCCAUCAGCUGCAAGAUGAACCAUCAGCUGUCUGGCGACAUCAUCUAUCUGAACGUUGGAGGUACCAGGUUCGCCACAUCUAGACAGACCCUGACAUGGGUGCCCGACUCUUUCUUCACGAGUAUGCUCAGUGGACGCAUCUCGAGCCUGAGAGACGAGACCGGGGCAAUCUUCAUAGACAGAGAUCCAAAGUUAUUCUCCUACAUUCUCAACUUCAUGAGGACCAAGGACAUUGACCUACGGGAACUAGAUGUGAGUGUUCUUCGCCAUGAAGCUGAAUUCUACGGGAUCACACCACUGGUGAAGAGGCUGAUCCUCUGUGAAGACCUACACCAGUCCUCAUGUGGCAACGUUCUCUUCCAUGGCUAUUUGCCCAUGGCAGCGGUGCCUCCGCCCGAGGUCACACCCUUAGGGUCGUCUCUGGGGCCGACGAUGGAGAGGCGUCCUGACCCCCAGGCCAGGCCCCCUUUCCUCGUGGAGGGACUCUGCAGCAACGCCCUCUCUGGAGCUGCCGAUGCACGUCCCGGGUCGGUGCUGCGGGUGCUCCCCGAGCCAGCGUCGCGGUCACACUCGCGCGCCCCGUCGCUGGAGGUGCGCCCCCCGCCGCCGGCCCCGAGCUCCGCCGUUCCGCAGCUGUCGCGAAGCUCCUCGGACCUACGGGGCCCCAACUCCGCCCGGGGCCACUCCAGGGCCUCCUCCCUCGACCUCCGGCACCACUCGCGCAAUUCCUCGACGGACCUCAACCGCCGCUUCAGGGACGACGGCAGCUGGCUCUCUUCCGCGGGACCGCACCACACCGCCUGGCCCGACACGCUGCGGGUGUGCAUAGUCAAGGGGCACCACAACUGGAUUGCAGUGUCCUACGUCCACUUCGUCACCUGCUACCGGCUGAAGGACUCUACGGGCUGGCAGCUGGCCUUCCGCAGCCCAUACCUCGAGCCCGUGAUCGAGCGGAUAGCGCUCAACGCAAAGGUGGUGACCACGGCCGGCGCCCAGCCGGAGAGCGGCACCAAGAUGCUGGCCGUGGCGUACGGCACCCAGGUGCGCCUCUGGGGCAUCUCGGAGGAAGGGGCACGCUCGGAGAUAGGCAUGUUCCAGCUGAGUGUUCCUGUGGACAGCCUCUUCUUCAUUGGUAGUCAACUGGUGGCCCUCAGCCACCUCGGCAAAGUGGGCGUCUGGCACGCCAUGACUCAGCACUGGCAGAUCCAGGACGUGGUCCCCAUCACCAGCUUCGACACGGCCGGUUCGUGCAUCCUGCUCCUGGGCUGCAACAACGGCUCCAUCUACUAUAUUGAUAUGCAGAAGUUCCCACUGCGCAUGAAGGACAAUGACCUGCUGGUGACAGAGCUGUACAAGGACCCCUCGCUGGACCCCAUCACAGCCAUCAGCGUCUACCUGACCCCCAAGACCAGCUUGUGCGGCAACUGGAUCGAGAUUGCGUACGGGACCAGCUCCGGCUCGGUGCGGGUGAUAGUGCAGCACCCGGAGACGGUGGGCCACGGACCCCAGCUCUUCCAGACGUUCACAGUGCACCGCAGCCCCGUCACCAAGGUGGUCCUCUCCGAGAAGUACCUCAUCUCCGUGUGCAGCGAGUACAACCACGUGCGGACGUGGAGCGUCACCCGCUUCCGGGGCAUGAUCUCUACCCAGCCGGGGUCGACGCCCCUGGCCUCCUUCAAGGUGGUCUCCCUCGAAGACCUCGAGCCCUGCCCCGGCUACCCGGCCGCCAACGAUUGCGGUCCGUACGGCGAACAAGACGACGAGCAAGUCUUUAUUCAGAAGGUCGUUCCCGAAACGGACCAACUGUAUGUCCGCUACGCAUCGUCUGGCAAAAGGAUCUGCAUCAUCAAGUCUGUGGACGGCACCACCAUGACGUCGUUCUGCAUCCACGAGUGCGAGGGUUCCAACCGGAUGGGCUCUCGCCCCAGGCGCUACAUCUUCACCGGGCACAGCAGUGGCGCCAUCCAGAUGUGGGAUUUGACGACUGCAUUGGACUUGGCCUCCAAGGGAGAACCGGCCUUUGUGGCGGGGGGUGGCCCGAGUCCCGGCGAGCUGCUCCGGCUCCUGGAGCAGUGCGACCUGAGCAACUCCCGCUGCUCCACGCCCUGCAUGAGUCCGGCCCCUUCGCUGCUCGGUGGGGCGGCAACUUUGGCACGCCUCAGGGCCGCCAACCUGCUCCUGCUGGGACAGGCCCCGCACGAGCCACCCGAGAGGGAUGGUCCUGUCCCCGAAGACCGGAGGGUCACGCGCUGCUGACCGCGCGUCGUCUGCAAAACGUCGUCUAUCGAAGCCGACAUUCCAUGGAUGACGUUCGACAGGCGGCGUUCCGCUAUUGACAUCCGGAGUGACCCAGGUUGCUCGAAAGUGACCAAGGUCAUUCUGGACGUCGUCUGCUGAACGUCCUCUGCGGAACGUCAUCUGCAGAACAUCGUCUCUUGAAUGUUGUCGACCGAAGGGAGCCAGCUUGCAAUUUGGGAACUAUGACACUCUUGUUUUUCGUCCCACGUAACAUUACCUUGAGAGAGGCUAGGUAGGAGAAGGCCAUAAACCGAAGGCGGUCUCAUUAGGUUACGUGCAGAUGAAGGCCCUAUGCAAUGCGCGUGUAUAUCCCUGAACUUUCGGUUGGCCCCGGCAGACUCGAAGAGCUCUGAACUUUUCGAGGGCCCUUCGGAUGCCUCAACGCGAUGCAGACUUUUUGGCCAAAAACACCUUCCAGCUGCGUGGCCGUACCCCUAUAGCGUUUAUUGUCUGCACUCAGUGAUCUGAUGUGGAGUGUAGAUUGCGGAAGACUUGCAGGUGCCAGCGGUUGAGGUGCGGCUUCAAGCUGCGUGCCGCAUAACGACUUCCAGCACUCUUAAGUCCAUUUGGACGCCGGACAUUGCUGUCGACAUCAUUGCCUAAUCCGGUCGCUUGUUUAAAAGCUUCUGAAUUGGCUGCAAUUCUCUCGAUAAUUCGUUAGCCCUCUACUACUUUAUAAUUAAACAUUUGACUGAUAAGAUCUCUAUUUACGUGUCGAGUAGGGCAUGACAAUGAUGGGAACUUCCCCCAGUGGUGUACCUUGACAUCUGCCGAUGGUACGAGGAAUUUCUGACGUUAAUAUUAGACGGCUGGAUUGAGUAGUGCAGAAUUAGCCCAGUAAGGUUUAUAUCAAUGAAGCAGAAAUGACUGCAAUUUCCUGACUACUGCUCAGUAGGACAGUCAUAAGUAUACUCAAGGUCAUCAUUGCUGCACAAUAGAAAGUUGCUCUGUUUUGAGUACACACAUUAGCAUUUUUACUUUGUACUAAUUAGAUUUUUGUUUGUUUGCUGAUUUAGUAUCAACUCAUAUUUAACCACUGUGUCUAUUUCUAUUAUCAUUUUCGGAUUUGUUAGAUGUUUAGGCCGUCACCCAAGAAAAUUUUUUUUUUUUUAUGACGUUUGAAUGAACUAUGCAUUGCCACUGUGCUUAAAUGGUUGCCCCAGCGGUUGGGAUAAAGCGCAAACUUUCGGCACUUUUUAGAAAAUUUGAAUGAGAAAAUGGAAAUCAGCUGAACCCAGAAAGACUGGAGAUGAGUAGAACCUAAUUACGAAGAAGCAAACUUCAUUACGAAGAAGCCCGAUAUUGAGGCAAGGGAAGCAAAGCAGUACAAACGCAAAGUGUCUGAUGCUGAAAGCGAACUUCAUUUUCUUAUUGAAAUUUUUAUAAAAUUGGUUCUAACUUUUGAAUUGGAUAGCAAUGGGUUUUUGUAACCAUCUGCAACUUUGGCAUCCGACCCAACUGCUCGAGCCACGAUUGGUUGGAACGUGCGCUUUCAGCGGCGUGUGCAUAGUUUUUUUCAGCGGCGCAAAAGGUGUAUAGGUCACUUUUCUCGCGAGCUGACACCCGUAUAUUUGUCACAGCACUUACACUGCCGCACCAACUCUGUCAAAGGUGACUGGUGGUCAUUGUUUGGAACGAAGGAUGCCGUUGAAUUCUACGGAUAUUACUUACAACUACAUUUCCGUAGCCUAGGCAUGUCUUCUGCCUCAGCUUUGUGUUUUGGAAUUAUUGAGUUCAGCAGUUGCGCACACUGGAACGUUGCUCGGGUGGUGUUCCAUACGCUUCCCAACUGAUGGAGAAUCCAUUGCACUCAUCUUUACAAGUAAUGUUUUGCUGGAAUUUAUGCCAGACUAAAGUCGUCUACGAUUGAAUUGUGAUUGACACAAUGACGGAAUCUGCAUUAUGGGUGUUGGUCAGUCACUAGUGUGACAAAUGACUCACCAAAGAGGAGCCCGACUUUGUAACCAAGACAGUGUAUGUAUAUGAUAGAUGACUCAGUCAAGCGAAGCAUGUAUAUUCUAGGUGACUGCUCUCUGAUACUGGCUUUGUUGAGAUUACCCAGUAUGUAUGGGGCUCAUGAUGAGGUACAUCAUUUGUUCUAUGGGAAUGCAUGUGAACUUGUAUGCCUGUAUGUUAUCACAACUAAACAGUAUUUUGUUGCUGGUA
This is a messenger RNA of Ixodes scapularis (black-legged tick), 4680 nucleotides long. Its product is annotated as BTB/POZ domain-containing protein KCTD3. The transcript is spliced from 19 exons. Lineage: Eukaryota; Metazoa; Arthropoda; Arachnida; Ixodida; Ixodidae. Gene Ontology annotation, molecular function: protein binding. Gene Ontology annotation, biological process: protein homooligomerization. The coding region runs from base 232 to 2472 and encodes 746 amino acids. The record is from RefSeq and is a predicted model, not a curated record.